AAUGACAACUAGUGUCAUUGGCAGAUGGCAGACAGGGGUAGGGGGACGGACCGGCUGAUAGAUUGCUCGCUGUAUUUCGCCCGGAAGAAAACUUUGCCACAUAAUCAUCAGUGAUUUCUUGUAUUCUUAUCAAACUUUCGUAUUUAUAGAGAUGAGCGUGGAUAAAAGUGUUAUAUUAGUGACUGGUGGGUCUGGACUGGUCGGGCAAGCUAUCAAAACACUCGUAGAGAAAGAGCUGCAGGAAGGAACAAAGUUCUCUAGGAAUGAAACAUGGGUGUUUUGUGGGUCUAAAGAUGGCGACCUUAGGGAGAAGGCUCAAACAGAAGCCCUGUUUGAGAAAUACCAGCCCACAUAUGUUAUACAUUUAGCUGCAAUGGUUGGUGGCCUGUUCCAUAAUAUGGCUAACAACUUGUCUUUCUUCAGGGAAAACAUGGCAAUAAAUGAAAAUGUACUUUAUGCGAGUCACAAACAUGGGGUCAAGAAGGUUGUGUCCUGCCUUUCUACUUGUAUCUUCCCUGACAAGACUACUUAUCCUAUCAACGAAACUAUGGUGCACAAUGGACCACCUCAUCCGUCAAAUUAUGGAUAUAGCUACGCCAAAAGAAUGAUUGAUAUUCUCAACAGAGGUUACCAUGAACAGCACGGAUGUAGAUGGACGUCGGUGAUCCCGUGCAACGUGUUCGGUCCGCACGACAACUUCCGGCCGCAGGCCAGCCAUGUGGUGCCCGCGCUCGUGCGCCGCAUGGCGGACGCCAUCGACAAUGGGGACGCCACAUUCACAGUGUUCGGCAGCGGGAAGCCUCUGAGACAGUUUAUCUACUCGCUCGACCUCGCCAAACUGAUUGUAUGGGUCUUGAGGAGUUACGACAGCGUGGAGCCUAUUAUUCUAUCAACGGAUGAAGAAGACGAAGUGACAAUAAGCGCAGUGGCAGAGACAAUAAAGAAGGCGUACGGCUACACUGGUGAGAUUGUCUAUGACACGAGCAAAGCUGACGGCCAGUAUAAGAAAACUGCUUCGAACAAAAAACUUAGAUCGUUAUACAAAGACUUCCAAUUCACGCCGUUCGAGACCGCGAUACAAGAAUCAGUGGAUUGGUUCAAAAAGAACAGAGAACAGGCGAGAAUAUAGUCUGAUCGGAGUAUCGAAAAUGAACUUUAAACCACAGGAAUAAGUCACUUUUUACCGUCGCCGUAAUUUUUUAGUCUAGGUAUUUAUUUGUUCCACCAACAACCGAACAUCAUGGACGUAUUUAUUUAUUGAUUUAUAUUUUUCCGAAAUAAAAACUGUGUUCAAAACACUCAAUUGAAUAUCACUAAAGUCCAUGCUUUAUUUCCAUAUUUUUAUUCGUCUUUUGUUUUGUUCUUCCAAUUUUUAAUAUUUUUUAUGAAAAAGAUUUUUUAUUUUUAUUUAUCCCACUAAUAUUAUAAAGGCGAAAGUUUGUAUGUUUUUUGUAACUACACGCACAAACGGCUGGGCCAAUUUUUAUGAGAUUUGGUAUAGGCGUAGUUUAUACCUUGGAUUAACCAUAAGAGUUACUAUUAUACCAAAAGUACGCGAUACUCGUAGCAUUUGUUGAAGUCGGAAAGUCAAUGGCGCUUUGUAAAGUGGAUGGAGCUACUGUGCACAAAAACGAUUUUUUUUUAAAUAAUUACGCUGGCAACCCUUCCGUUUGCAGCAAUUGUAUUAUAAAAACUAUACACAGCCCAAUAAAUACUAGACAAGGACUACUAUAAUAAUUUAACGAUUUUUGAGACUUCUAUGGUCGUAUUUGUCUUUUAAUUUUGUUUCUACAGGGUUACUGGUAUCAAACGCAAAACCACCUAAAGACUACUUGGGUACAUCAAAACAAGCAACUUUUAUUUUACGACUUUUUGUGAUUCGUAGUUUUUUUUUUCAUAUAAAAAAAAUACAAUCUACUUUGCGAUUCUACACAUCUUAACUCUAUGUAAUAGCCGAGCAACACGAGACAGUACAGUAGCAUUAUAUAGCGGAAUCGAAUAAACGUUUUAUAGAAAUGACAUUAAAACUAAAAAAUGUUUUUUUUUCUAUUUAAGUAUUAAGUUUAGACUGAAGUCGUAGGACAAAAGAUGUUAGUCUCUAUGUACCUUAUGCGUCUUUGGAAGGUUAUGCGUAGAGUACAAGCUUCCUAUUAUUUCAUACAUAUCCAUUUGAUGUAAAUAUUUGUGAUACGUAAUAUAUUGUUAAAACCAUAA
Plodia interpunctella (Indianmeal moth) is the source of this 2214-nucleotide messenger RNA. It is a transcript of the gene Gmer, whose product is annotated as GDP-4-keto-6-deoxy-D-mannose 3,5-epimerase/4-reductase. The transcript has 9 exons. The record is from RefSeq and is a predicted model, not a curated record. Lineage: Eukaryota; Metazoa; Arthropoda; Insecta; Lepidoptera; Pyralidae. Gene Ontology annotation, molecular function: GDP-L-fucose synthase activity. Gene Ontology annotation, biological process: nucleotide-sugar biosynthetic process. Bases 152 to 1129 code for a protein of 325 amino acids.